AUGCUAACCAGCAAGCCUUCGGACAAGCUCCAGGAUGGCCAGCGCCGAAUGGGCAAGCGCAGUAUCUGCCAGUCCAUCAAUACAAUGCCUAUAGGCUAUGAUCCUAAUGCCACGCCGACACCCACCUCAGUGCAAAUGGCCACAGCGCCAGCCCCUCAUUUGUUCCUUGCUUGGGAUGACUGGGAUUUCGAUUUCGAGGGUGCGAUCUGGCCGAAGAGCAACGAGCCUGUGGACCCUAACCUCAGCUUGGGGGUUAUAAUUUGGCAUCCCGCAAAGCAGGUGACGCGUGCACUGCCAUCCACGUUUGAUCAAGCCGAGGAUCAAGCCCUGAAGCCUGCGCCAGAGAAACUGGACAACGGCGAGUCUGUGUCUGUCUAUUUCAUGGCUGAAAACUCGCACGAAGCUUUCCUGGAUGACGACCCGAUCUUUGUUGUCUUCAGUGACGAGGACAUGGAACAAAAUCUGGUGUCACUGGAGGACUGUAUCGCUCAGCGCGACCGUCCAGACGAAGAGACAAUCGUGCAUCAGGGAGAUGACGACGAGGAAAUGCCAGACGCUUCCUGGAGUCCUCGGGACCGCAGCCAUCCCCGCCUUCUCAUGAUGCGCAGGAAGAUAUCCUUGCCAAACUGGGCGUCACUGGCGCACCUAAGCCGCCCACUGAAGGGUCUGAACAGCCACCUUUUCCGAUGGCCCAUGAACCACAAGGCUCGGUGCCUGGGAAGCAUGAACCAGCUCCUCUGUCAGGCUGCCAUCGGGAUUGCCGCUACCUCCAACGAGGUCGCAGUCGUUUGGUGGACCGAGAGACCACGAGAUCCAUGGAACCAAGCACACACAGGCGGAGGCUUUGACAGCUCUAGGGGAAGCCCCGCUCCUUCGGAGGGUAGCAACCAUACCAUGGCAGGCUCUGACUUCGAGCCGGACAAGCCUGUCAUAAAGGAAGACGGCUCUGACGGCCCCACCCUCACCAGAAGUGGCAGUUCUUUCUCUCGGAAGAGGAGCUACGAGGAUGCUGAUCAUGGCGACGAGAAGCUACGUCAACAGGACGACUACACAAAGCGGAAGCGCAGAUCACAAGUCGAAUCUGCCUACAGGUGA
Parastagonospora nodorum SN15 is the source of this 1095-nucleotide messenger RNA. RefSeq lists its product as hypothetical. Lineage: Eukaryota; Fungi; Ascomycota; Dothideomycetes; Pleosporales; Phaeosphaeriaceae. The record is from RefSeq and is a predicted model, not a curated record. The coding region runs from base 1 to 1095 and encodes 364 amino acids. The transcript is spliced from 7 exons.